CCCCAACCCACUAACCUGCCUCAUUGACGCGGUCUCCAUACUCCAAGAAACUCACUGUUUCGUUUUCACUUCCUGUGACUCGUUUUCUCUCUCUCUGUUCUUGCUUAGAAGCCCAUUGAAAGAGGGAAUUGAGAAUUUUAAGUAUUCUUGAGAAGUAAUUUUUUGGUUAAUUGUCAUGGCUAUUACUCUCACUCAUAGUGCAAGUGAACCACCACAAUUCUACUUUGAUGAGAAGUGGAAAUUGUCCAAGAAAGAGGGGUCAUCAAGAAGCAGAUCCUCAACUUCUUCUCUGAUGAAGGAUUCAUCUCAAAGGAGAUGUUCUUUUACAAGAAAGUGUGCAAGGCUUGUUAAAGAACAAAGAGCUAGGUUUUACAUCGUGAGGAGGUGUGUGACGAUGCUUAUUUGCUGGAGAGACUAUAGUGAUGCUUAAAGAAUUUGGGAAGAGAAAGAAAGGAAAGACAAAGGGAUCUAGUGAGAGAAACAUUGGUUGAGGUUUCUCUCCUUUUUUGGACUCUUAACUUUAUAUCUCCUUCGUUCAAUGAGAUGGUUUCUUGGGUUUUGCUUCAAUAAAAACCCAUUUUCAAGGCAUUUUCUUGGCAUCCAAGAGGAAGAGGAAGGGCAAGAUAUAUAUACAUGUAUAUAAAGAUUUUUUAGCCUUUUUUUUUUUUUUUUUUUGCAUUCUUUUGCUUUUUGGUUUUGUUUUUUUGGAAUCUGGAAACUCCUUAGAAGGAGAUGGUUUCUUGAUGUUACUGUUAGUUUCAGUGUUAGAGAUUAAUAUAAUAGAGAGAUCAUCCAUGCGUAAUUCUCACUA
Molecule: messenger RNA, 811 nt
Organism: Populus trichocarpa (black cottonwood)
Lineage: Eukaryota; Viridiplantae; Streptophyta; Magnoliopsida; Malpighiales; Salicaceae
Product: small polypeptide DEVIL 11-like
Exons: 1
Coding region: 176-430 (84 amino acids)
Biological process (GO): negative regulation of cell population proliferation
Source: RefSeq, a predicted model, not a curated record